ACACUCUCUGGAGUAUACAGUACAAUGUCUUGCCGAUAGUCCGCGGACCGGCCUCACACUCGUUUCUCGUCUUUUGCUUCGAUGCUGCUAUUGCUCAAUUAUUCACUAAUCUUAAUCGCGUCACGCCUGUCCGCCGCUCAUCGUUUUAUGCCACUCUCUCUCCGUCAUCGAAGCCGCCCGUAGCGAAUCCACGCCUUGGUCAGAAUGCGCCCACAAUCAUGGAUCAACUUCACCCACGUACGGGGAUUGCUCGUCUGCGCCCUGGUCCUUCCAGCAGUCAUCGCUGAAGAGACUGUGGCAGAAUCUGCGGGUGUUUCGCGACCUGGUCCAGACCAAGAGAUCGUCGACAUAGUGUCCGUCAAAGAUGCUCCACCCAUCGCUGGGACGAAUAUCCACCACCAAGGACACGCCCACGAGCAUCUUCAGGUGGAGGCCGAUGAAAUCGGAUCUAUCAUCCAGCGAUCGUCGAUAUCGUCUAGCUUCCCCACGGCCUUCGACACCAGCCUGUCCAACAACUUCACCACCGAGUCUUGCCCAAGCUUCUUCAAGAAUUUUCUCGCCGACUCCAGCUUCACCGACUGCCAUGCCAUCUCUACGCUCCUUCGCGACUCUGCCGGAUUCUUCCAUACUCUUAGAACCGCCGCCUCUACAUCACUUGUCCUCGACACAGCCUGCUCCGCCGACGUCUCGUCCUGCUCCUCCACCAUGUCCAGCUUUGCCUCCGACCUUCUCGCCGACGACAACUGCGGCCAGGACUACGAAGCCGGCAACCCUCUCGUCGCAAACGCCUACUACGACAUGAUUACCUACGAACCUAUCUACCGUGCCACCUGCCUCCAAAACCCGGACACAUCCGACUACUGCUUCGUCGAUGCCGUCACAAACUCCUCCAACCCAGUUGACUACGACAUUUACUUCCUCCCCUACGGCAGCACGAUUGACUCCAAGUCCACUCCAACCUGUGGCCCUUGCCUCCAAGCAACUCUAGACAUCUUCAGCGAAUGGGCCCAGGUCAAGGACCAGCCGCUUGCAGAUUCAUACAUCCCUUCAGCCAAGGCAGUCAACGGCAAAUGUGGUGCGGAUUUCGCAAAGGUUAACAUCACCGUUGGGGAAGAAGACGACAUCCCCUCUGCUGCCGCGUCGCAGCGAGCAAUCUCAUUCCCGCUCUGGGUUUCCCUAACAGUAGGCGCUGCCCUGGUAUCAUUAUGAGAUACCCAACCGUCACAACCACCUCGACCGCCUCUUCAAUCCUCCCUUCUAUAUAUAUUAUAUACCAUUACUGUUAACAAGCGUGUCUCGCCUUCUACAUUCCGACACUCCUUUUAUCUUAUUUUUUUAGCGUUGUCGUCCCGGUUUUGACUUUGAUCAUGUUUGGAUGAUGACAACGACUGCCUUUUGGUAUUUGAAUCGUGUAUAUACCAAUUAGAUAUAUACCAGCUAGAUAAAUCUAAUAUGCGAAAAAAACAAUAAUUGUUAAGUUAUAGUAUUAUUAACCUUG
Molecule: messenger RNA, 1498 nt
Organism: Aspergillus versicolor CBS 583.65
Lineage: Eukaryota; Fungi; Ascomycota; Eurotiomycetes; Eurotiales; Aspergillaceae
Exons: 2
Coding region: 205-1209 (334 amino acids)
Source: RefSeq, a predicted model, not a curated record